Vitrella brassicaformis is the source of this 1617-nucleotide messenger RNA. The record is from the annotation of a GenBank genome assembly. Lineage: Eukaryota; Vitrellaceae.
GGCACUUGCUUGUUUCAAGUCACUCAAAACACUUGAAUAGGCCCGAGCUCUCAUGUCUGUCGGUAUUUGUAUAUUGUGUCGUCAACCAAGAUGACGAGUCAGUCAGUCAGUGAUCCAUUGUACAGUCAGUACACAUCCAGUCACAGAAUACACUGCUCGUUCUCUCUCCUUCGUUCCCCCUCCGGAUGCACCACUACUCAACGUGACUGUGUUGAGGCGGCGUGCAUCCGGAUGGGGAACUCAGAAAAGGCAACGAAGCAAUCCGCAGACAAGGGGUCAACUCACGUCACCACGACGCGUCAGUCAUGUCGCCUCGCCAACCCGUCGACCGACCAGCUGAAAGCCAUCCGGCCAUCUCACUGACUGGAGCCACAGCCAACCGUCUCCCUCCCUCUCUCUCUCUCUCCCCUCCGAGCCCUCCCUCCCUCCCCUUGGCACCUGCCUGCCUGCCUGCCUAUCGCGCUGCGUUCCUCUUCCUGCACUGCGCCCAGUAUGCACUCCGGUCGCCCCGCCCGCCCGCAAUGCCAUAUCGCAUGUUGAGCCGGCCACACAGGGGGCGCCGCACAAUGAGCGACGACGGCCGCUUGGGGCACCUGGUCUUCUCCCAUAUGCACACGCCCCACAGGCUCUUGCGCGGCUUGUGGUUCUCGGCCCCAUUGCCGCCGCCGUGGGGGUGGUUGGAUGGGUUCAUGGCCACCCCCCGAACCUCUGGCCUUCGACCCAGGUGGCGGUUGGUGCCUGCCUUGCCGAGGAUGGUCAUGCUGCGGAGGACAUUGGAGACCUGGCCGACGGUCGCCCAGCAGUCCAGGGGGAACUUGCGGAUCUCCGUCGACAUGAGCUUGAUGGUGGCGUGCUGGUCGUCCUUGCUCAAAAUGGUCGCGCACGCACCCGCCGCGCGGAUGAACUGCCCCCCGCAGCCCGGCCUGAUCUCCAGGUUGUGGAUGAUAGUCCCCACGGGGAUCUUCCUCAGCGGCAGGCAGUUGCCCGGGCCGAUGUUGGCGUUCUCGGACGACAGCAGCCGGUCGCCGGGACGGAUGGCUCGGGGGGCGAUGAUGUAGGACAGGACGCCGUCCUCGUACUGCACCAGAGCCACGUGCGCGCCUCGGUCGGGCGAGUGCUCGAUGCGCAGCACGGUGCAGUAGAUGUCCCGACGGGCUCGCUUGAAGUCGACGAAGCGGAUGCGCAUGGGAUGUCCGCCGCCGCGGUGCCUCGUGGUGAUCUGGCCUGUCUCAUUCCGCCCCGAGUGCUUGAGCCGCCGCCACGACAGCUUCUCCAUCACACGGCCCUGAAAGAGCCUCUGAGGGUUGCCCUCGAGCAGGCGCAAGAUCUUGGUCUGCUUGGCCAUCGUGAAGGCGUUGACCACGUGUGGCUGCGGGAGGGGCUUCUUGGGGAAGCCCGUCUCGAAGUCAAUGAAGGGGGCGUGGUUGCGCUUGAUGUUGGGCGCGUAGAUGUGCGCAUGGCGAACGGAAUGGCACCUCCACGCAGCUGAGGGGCACGGCGCAGGGAGGGAGGCAGAUGAAGGGGUGAGAAGGGACGCUGCAGCCCUUGCGGACGUGCCGGCUAGCCGAAAAGAGCGGGACGUCAGCAUUUUUUGCCUCGGCUCAGCUCAGAGCUUCU